Molecule: messenger RNA, 1400 nt
Organism: Paramisgurnus dabryanus
Lineage: Eukaryota; Metazoa; Chordata; Actinopteri; Cypriniformes; Cobitidae
Product: gamma-glutamylaminecyclotransferase C-like
Cellular component (GO): cytosol
Molecular function (GO): gamma-glutamylaminecyclotransferase activity
Source: RefSeq, a predicted model, not a curated record
AAAUAGUUGUAAUAUGCGUAUGACUUGCGAAUGUAAUGGUCAGUUAAUUUAAAUAAACCAGGCUUGAUGAUGACGCUGCCUAUGCGACCAGUCCGCAUUAUGGAAACGGACAGUAUCUGCUCGUUCUUUCUCUCCCUCUCUCGCGCGCGCUCACGCGGAUCCAGCGAGAAAAUGUUUUCCGUCUCGUGUACAGGAAUGUUUCGCGAUGUCCAGCUGGGAUUAGUUUACAACGCGUCUAUUCCCGCUAAAUACGCGAACUAAUGACUCAUCUGAACCGAUUACUUUUAAUAAACGAUUGAAACUAUUGAUCUGUAGCCUACUGAACUCAUGAGACGUCAGUCAAUCAGACACUCAAAGCCAGUCGUUCAAAUACAACCGGCCCUUUGAGAGCAACCGUAAUGCUGAUGUGGCCCGGGAUGAAAUUGAGUUUGACACCCCUGCUUCAGUGAAUGAACGGAAGAUGAAGAUUCGUUCAAAGCUCAAACACUGAUAAUGGAUCAUUAAACACUCAACUUCAUUGCAUUCAUCUCUAUUACCGACCAAGUCAUAUGCUCAGUUCAAAAAUGACUUGUGUAUUCGUGUACGGCACGUUGAAGAUGGGCCAGCCCAACUACUACAGGAUGCUGGAUCCCACCAACGGGGCCGCAAAGUUCCUCGCCAGAGCUCGAACAGUGGACCAAUAUCCCCUUGUGAUCGCUACAAAAAACAAUGUCCCCUUCUUGCUGAACGUCCCAGGGAAGGGUCAUCGUGUCUAUGGUGAAAUCUAUGAAGUGGAUGAUAAGAUGCUCAAGUUCUUGGACUGGUUUGAAAGUUGCCCCAAAAUGUACCAACGUACCCCUGUCAAGCUUGAAGUCAACGAGUGGGUCGGUAGAGAUGAAAAUGCGCCGAAGGUCGGAAGUCUCGUUGAGGCCUUUGUGUACAGCACAACAUCAUACCAACCCGAAUGGCUUCGAAACCCAACAUAUGAGAGCUACGAUUCGUAUGGUGACCACGGGCUAAAAUAUGUAUGUUGUGAAGACAGAUGCCCAGAUUAAAAAGUGUUGUGAUAUCAUAAUAAUUAAAUAUAAAAUAUGAGAGUAUUUAGCACAUCAAACUUCCUAAAAUGAUCCUAAGCAACUUACAGUGCAUUAAAUGCUAUACAUUUUAUAUUAGGCUAGUACAGUAUGUGAUUUUUCAGUAAGGUGGGCUCAAACCCAAAACCUUUUGCCCUGAUGCUAUCAAUGAGCUGUACAGAAGCACAGAAAUGACUUUGCGUAUACCAUUCCCAGACAGAAAACGACUCCAAAUCGGAUCCGCACCAGAGCUGCUGACUUCGGCACAGAUCCGGCCCACUCUCUAGGUGGUUUUUAUAUGGCACUGUAAAGUAUACCAUAGUAAUAAAGUACUGUAUGUAAAUGUCU